Messenger RNA from Hibiscus syriacus, 2621 nucleotides. RefSeq names its product protease 2. The coding region runs from base 14 to 2404 and encodes 796 amino acids. Gene Ontology annotation, molecular function: serine-type endopeptidase activity. Gene Ontology annotation, biological process: proteolysis. Lineage: Eukaryota; Viridiplantae; Streptophyta; Magnoliopsida; Malvales; Malvaceae. The transcript has 11 exons. The record is from RefSeq and is a predicted model, not a curated record.
AAACUACACUGCCAUGUAUCUUUUCUCCCGACUUAUCUCCCACGCUUCACCCAGAAGACACUCUUUCUCGCUUUCUUUCACCUUAAUCCCCCAUUUUUUCUCUUCUUUCUCUUCCGUAUGCAGAGCAGAGCCCAUUUUUGUCCCUUCUCAAAUCCCUCCAGUUCCCAAAAGCGUUCCUUUCACAGUCUCCCUUCAUGGCCAUUCGUUGCAAGAUCCUUACCAUUGGAUGCACAACACCAGCGACCCUGAUUUCUUAAACUACCUCAACCAAGAAAAUUCUUAUGCUCAAGCUUUCAUGGCCGACACUCAAUACCUGCAACGAACUUUGGUUGCUGAGAUGAAAAACUGGAUGCCCCCCAAGGUUUCCACCCCCGUUGAGCGUUUUGGACCAUGGCUUUAUUAUGAAUACAUUCCAGAAGGGAAGGAAUACCCGGUUCUCUGCAGGAGGUUUAAUACUGAGAAACGUGGUUGGGCGGAUAGGUUUCUCAGGAUUGCGAAAGCUGGGGUUAGAAGGGAGGAAAUUUUGCUUGACUGGAAUAAAGUUGCUGAAAAAUAUGGUUAUGUUCAUGUAGGUCAGUGUCGAAUUUCACCGGAUCAUAAUUUUCUAGCAUAUACACUUGAUGCUACUGGCAGUGAACAGUUCAUGCUUCAAGUUAAGGACCUUAGAAAUGGAUGUAUUAUUCCAAGGGCACCAGUUGAUGGAGUUGUUAGCUUGGCAUGGGCUCAAGAUUGCCAGACUUUGUUCUAUACAAUCGCAGAUGAGAAUCAACGACCUUACAGGGUUCUUUGCACAAAACUAGGAGUGGGUAAUACAGAUGAUACCUUGGUAUUUACGGAAAAUGAUUCUAGCUAUUGUGUGGACCUAACGAGUACUAAAGAUGGCAAGUUCAUAACUGUGAAUUCAAAUUCAAGGAGUUCAUCUGAGGUUUAUGUUAUAGACUCAACUGAUCCCUUGAAUGACUUGCAAAAAGUACAUAACCGCAUUCCUGGCAUACAAUAUUUUUUGGAACAUCAUUUUGGUUUCUUUUAUAUUCUUACAAAUGCUCCUAUGAAAGAAAAUAUGAAGUGUUCCAAUGAAGGAUUAUGUUUAGCUAGAUGCCAAGUUGGAGCUAUCCAGUCAACCACCUGGCAGAAUAUUUUCUUUCCCGGUGAAGAUACCAGUUUGCAGGAUAUGGACAUUUUCAAUGGACAUUUGGUGCUUUCUGUCAAUAAGAAUGGCUUUCCUAUGAUAUGUUCUAUUGAUUUGCCUAUUAAUGUUGAUUGCAAGCCUCAAAUGCAGAUUGAGGAUCUUGAUCCAUGGAUUUUUCCUAUACCCUCAAAUUCAUGUAGUAUUGAACCAUGUUCAAACCUCGACUUCAUGAACUCAGUAUACAGAGUGGUGCUGUCAUCUCCAGUGAUACCUGACAUUAUCGUUGAUUAUGACAUGAAAAGAAGGACAUUCUUGAUUGUUCAACAAGAGGAGGUACGUUGUGCUCCUGGCAAUGCUAAAUUAUACUCUUCAGGAUAUGCCCUGCAACAUCAUGGCAUUGAAAAGGUUGAAACGGACCAAAAUGUUGAAUUACAAAUAUGGAAGGACUUUUCUGAUACUUAUUGUUGUGAAAGAAAGGAAGUUAUUUCACAUGAUGGUGUCCUGGUUCCUCUGACUAUUUUGUACUCCCAAAAGGCUUGGAAGUGCGGCCAGUCACCUGGAAUUUUACAUGGUUAUGGAGCUUAUGGUGAAGUCCUUGAUAAAAGUUGGCGUGUGGACCGUCUCAGUUUACUUGAUCGUGGAUGGGUGAUGGCAUUUGCUGAUGUAAGGGGUGGCGCUGGUGAUGAUCCCUCAUGGCAUAAAUCUGGAAAUGGACUGUUGAAACAAAAUUCUAUACACGACUUUGUGUCUUGUGGCAAGUACCUUAUUGAUGAGGGCUAUGUUCAGAGAGAUCAGAUGAGUGCCAUUGGAGUUAGUGCCGGUUGUCUUCUUAUAGGGGCGGCUCUCAAUAUGCUCCCAAACCUGUUUCGUGCUGCAAUCUUGAAGGUACCAUUUCUUGAUAUAUUGAACUCAUUACUGGAUCCUAGUUUACCUCUCACCGUAUUGGACUAUGAAGAAUUUGGCAAUCCUCAGAUAAAGGCUCAAUUCGAGUGUAUUUUAAGUUAUUCUCCCUAUGAGAACAUUCGUCGUGGUGGUUGCCACCCUUCAGUUCUGGUUACAGCAUCAUUUAACGACUCGAGGGUUGGAGUUUGGGAAGCUGCUAAAUGGGUGGCCAAAGUACGAGAUGGUACAUGUGCUUUAUGUUCUCGUUCUGUCAUUCUGAAGACGAAUAUGACCGGAGGGCAUUUUGGUGAAGGUGGCCGCUACAGACAGUGUGAGGAAACAGCUUACGACUAUGCUUUUCUUGUUAAAGUUAUGGGAAUUAACAUGAAUUAGUAACAAACUUGCCUCCAUCAAAUCAAAUGUUCUUCAUUAGCAGCCAAAAUGGAAACUCAAAACAGUGGUCUUUCUUAUAAUCUUUUAUGUGAUUGAUGAUUAUGUUUUCUGAAAGAACACUAGAAUCCCAGUUCAAGCAGUCAUCAAUUCAUUUAUGAUUGAAAAACAAUGAGUCAGUUCCGAAGGAAAGUUGGUCAUCAAGAUGAUUUGCUAUAUA